This is a messenger RNA of Coregonus clupeaformis (lake whitefish), 3402 nucleotides long. It is a transcript of the gene ppp1r2, whose product is annotated as protein phosphatase 1, regulatory (inhibitor) subunit 2. Lineage: Eukaryota; Metazoa; Chordata; Actinopteri; Salmoniformes; Salmonidae. The record is from RefSeq and is a predicted model, not a curated record. Gene Ontology annotation, molecular function: protein phosphatase inhibitor activity. Bases 267 to 875 code for a protein of 202 amino acids. The transcript has 6 exons. Gene Ontology annotation, biological process: regulation of signal transduction.
UUUACCGCUAGUCGCCACCUAAACUCCAGUCGUCCGCACAGACAAAACAGCAUGCGGUGUCCGGGGCAUGCCCAAUAGUUUCAGCUGUGAAGUCGAGCGUGUGUAUGAGACAACCGGGAGUUUGGAGUGCAGGAACGGUUGCAGCGUUAUCGGGUUUUGCUUUUUGAAUCAUAAAAGCAAAGGGUACAAAAUAAAGGUGCAGCGCGUGACAGCUAGUUCUGAAAAUUGACAACCACUCUCCGGUGAGUGACCUAGCGCUUGUGGAAAUGGCAGCUCCCCGGCCGAUAAAAGGUAUUCUGAAGAACAAGAACAGCGGGACGGGCAUCAAAGUGGGUCCAGCCGAAGAAGUGCCAGUAGAGACUCCAGAACAAGUGGAACCUGGACUUCUGGAAGAUGACCAACAGAAGAAGUCACAGAAAUGGGACGAAAUGAACAUCCUGGCAACGUACCACCCGGCAGACAAGGACUACGGGUUGAUGAAGAUCGACGAGCCCAGCACGCCCUACAACAGGAAGGUGGGGGACGAGGAGGACGAAGGGGCGCACAGCGACUCAGAGGGCAACGCGCCAACUGUGGAAGACCUGGCCUCCAAGUUGGCGGCGGCAGAAGGAACAGAACCACGCUUCAUGAGAGAGGAGGAAGAGGAGGAGAGCAGUGAGGAAGAGGAUGAACUAACCCCAGAGAAUCAAGUGAAAAAGAAGCAGUUCCAAAUGAUGAGGAAGAUGCACUACAACGAGGGCCUCAACAUCAGGAUGGCCCGGCAGCUCAUAGCCAACGAGCUGGCGGAAGAAGAGGACGAGGAUGAAGAGAUGAGGGAGGACACGGAAACGGAGGACAUCAACGUAGACCCCCCGCAAGACGCUCUGGAGUCCUAGAGGAGGAGGACAUGCCACCACUCCUGUCCCCAGCCUAUGUGUCUCGGCUCAUGAAACAUUCAAAAGAGACACUUCGCUACGUGUUACAGUGCCGGGCCAUAGAGCAGUCGGCUUCAUAACCUCCCCUCGAACACCCCCCCCCUCUUCACGCGUGUGUAUUUUUCCCAGAAACACUGCAAUGCAUAUCGACCCUGCCGGUCGCUUCUCCUCGUUGCAAAGAGUCCCUCUCAAAAACUUGCCGUCACUUCAAAGGAAACCAGACCCAUAGGAACCGAGACCUAAAGACUGUUAUAACAGACUGUUAUUAUCAUCGAGGACUCCUGCCUCACUCCUUGCUCAAUCACUCACCCACACGCUCGCUCGCUCGCUCGCUAGCUGCUGUUUGUCUGUCUUUUGAUUGUCCGACUGUCCCGGCUCCUCCUGAGCCCCUGGCAUAAGCUGUCGGAAACCCCACUUCUUAAAAAAAACAGCAGCACCCAUUGGAUGGAAGUGGUGGAUAAUUAUGAUGACGGUGGUGGGAGGGUAGGAGGAUUUUGGUCUCUUUCUUUUUUGUGUUUAGUUCCUCCUGUACCCGUACCUGUUAAAAAAAAAAAAAAAAGUAACUAGCAACAGAACAUUCAUUGGAGAAACCUUGGUGAGAUAGCUGCUGUUCUGGGUUUUUUUGUCUCUGCCUUCUCCGUUCCCCUGAUCUUGGAUGUAGGCUUGUCUGGUGUAGAUAUAGGAACAGCAUACUCGGCAUCUUCAACCAGCCCACAAGGCACCUCGAUGUCCAAGGUGACCAGCAUUUCAGUCCUACAUGAUAUAUAUACACGCCCGCUAUAGGAUUUGGUACAGGACGUACAUGUCCGCUGACUUAAUAGGAAUAGAUGUGUUUCCAACAAGGUCCCAUUCUCUUAACAGGGUGGCUAAUGUACUGAAACUGACAGCAAUAAAGUGAUCAUUUGAUUAUGGAUCGCUUUGUGAUAAAAGUAACAAUACAAUUGCGUAAUAUAUAUAUAUAUAUAUAUAUAACGUCAUUUCUCACAGGACAUCAGCGUAUCAAAAUGUAGAUGUCCGUGCUUGCCAUUUAUACCUAAUGAAACCCAGCUGUAUUAUGCAUGGCUACCAAAGCCUUGAGCUCAUCAGCACUAAAACCAUGUUUGCUCACUAACCGAAUAAGAAGGACAACGUUGGGGGGAAAUAAACCUCCCAGAAAAGGUUUGUACUACUGAUAAGCAGGGGGUGUAUUGACUAGUGACCAAACGGGCCAAAACGGCGAGGGACUAACCUGCAUUUUGUUCAAUAGGAAACGCUUGUUUCCGUUGCAAAACGUUUUGCUACAGUGCGCACUAAUGAAUACACCCCAUGACUGUUUCCUAUACAAUGUCAAUAAUGCUACUGACCCUCCUACAGUAGGACUGGGGGGGGGGGGUAAUGGGUUGAUUGGCUGCAUGAACGGAAAGAUAUCUGGGAUAUGUAGUUGAUAUUAUGCUCACUCUUACAUUCUGUAUGAAGGGUAUGGUAUUGGAACAUGUCCUUGAUUAGGAACGAUUUACCCCCAUUUAUUUUUUGCGACAUGCUACCUGUGUAAUCUGCUAGCUUACCUGGCUGACAAAAUGAGUGAUAUCUGGGCAACCAAGACAGUUGGUUACUGUGUAUUAUUUAUUGCUUCUAUGAUAUUUGAGUCGUGGUACCUCGAUCUACAUGAACCUUUGAGAACCACUGACCUCCCAUGAUAAAUUAAGUCUUAAAUAUUGAGUUUUGAUGUCCUUCUCUUCCUGAAUAAGCACAUUACGAAACAUUUAUUGUUUUAUCAGGACAGGUAGAGAUGGUUUCUUUCUUCUCAAAACGUACUACCAAGUCCUUUACUUCUGGGACUGAAUGACCAAAUAGGCUAGGUGUCCAUCCAUUGGAUUCUGUCUUUACGAUUUCAAAAGCUAAGCGCUGGAUCCCUUUUGAAAAUUACAGCAUCCCACCCACAGGAAAUACAGAUUGAUAAGUGACUGUUCCCACUUUCUGCCUUGGUCUUAAUUUUUUUUAAAUAAUCAACUAUUGUCUGAAUAAUAAGGGAAGGCACAUAGGCAAAAACAAACAAGGUCAUUAACACUUAACAUCUAUUCAUGGUAAUUACUCUUUUAUGUUUUUUUUUGUUCCAUUUUUCAGGGCUGAAGAAAAAAGGAUGAGGUUGUCUGUGAAUCAACUUGUAUGACAUUAACCCGGGGUGGUUAUUGCAAGGCAAAUGUGCCUAUAUGAAGUAUUUAUGUGUAUUGUAAGUGAAUAGGCUACACUAAUUUUUCCCUGUGCAGUUCAACAGCUUGGAUUCCACUGCCUACUUGUUGUCUCGCUUAUAUUCUACCAUGUUUUCUUUCUUUACGAGGGACAGUGGACUAACAUUAUGUCUCACAUGAUAAUUUGUGUCUGUCCCCAAAUAAUAGGGACUUUUGAUUUUGUUUUUUUGUAUCUUAAAUUUGCAUGUUCUUAAUCAUAAGGAUGUGUGUAUUUGUCUCCCAUAAUUAAAAGAUGCUGUUUAUGGAGCGUCUGCUUUUGA